AUGGACACUGUAGGAAUACACGAUUCCAUAAAAUUUGAAGGGGUUCAUGAACAAACUCAACUGGAGACUCCAUUAAAAUCUACGAAAGAUGUAGAGCAAAUUUCAGUAGUCCUAGAAAAAGAAACCCAUUCAAAAGAUCUUAUGGAAAAUUAUGGAGAGCCACUCAAUGAUCAGGUCUCUACUACUACAGAAUUACUAUCCCGAGAAUCAGCUAACAAGUCAAAAUCUGCUGGAAUGAAUGGCAAAAAAACAAACGGAAAUCCAAAUUCGACAAUAGACCUUCCUGCAAAUGAGACUAAUGAAGGAGAAACAUACUUCUCUGAAAAAUCUAUUGCCACUACGGAAGUUUCAACCACAAAAAGUACCCCUUAUAUCCUUGAAGCCGAAAUUGAUGAGGGGGAGAAUAGCGAAACUCUGAGUGGAAGGGUUCACCUUGACGAUUUUAGUGUUGAUAAUCUCAGUUCUGAAAGUAAUGGCCAUGAUGACUCAGGUAUAGAUGAAUACCCUAACGGCCAACUCUCAAAUGAGGGUUUUAUUGUGCUGGAAUCUUCGUCAGGAUAUAAUGCUACCGAUCUUACCAGUACAGAGACAUCUCGCACCACUUCUGCCGAAGUAGAGCUUACACCAGGAUGUACAGAUUCAAAUAUUUACAGUGCGAAGAGCGAUUACAGUAGUGAAGAAAUGACAUCAAACAAUUCUGCUACCGAACCAAAAGAAAUUCAAGACCAUGAAACUUUGAAGGAAGAAGCUGUCGCUGACACUGUAACUGAAAAGCCAUUAGAAGACGAAUCUUCGAAGGAUAAUAAUAUUAUUGAAGAUGAAACAAGAGAACCCCAAGAAUGCGAAACUUCCAAGGAGUGUAUAGGUGACAAUACCGCACAAAAAGAGCAUCAAGAAGAUGACGAUAUGAAGGAGGAAUUAAUCGCUUCAAAAGAACCAGAAGAACUUGAAGUACUCGAGCCUACAAAAGAGGAUACUGAUUCUGAUACAUCAACUGAAUUGACUCAAGAAACCGAAAGCUCAGAGAAAAAUGACAGUGUUGUUGUGCCAGAAAAUCCUGUACAAGAUGGAACUAUUAAGGAGGCUACUACCAUCGAUGCUGCAGAUGAAAAAACACCGAAAUUUGAGAACAUCAAGGAGGAAAGUUUUGCUGAUAUUGAGCCUGAAAAAUGCCCAGAGAAUAAAACUAUCAAACAAGAUGCUAUCACUGAAAAAACCUACAAAGAACUUGCCGAAGAUGAAACCAGUAAGGACGAUGCUAUUACUGAUACUACAUCUGAAAAACCUGAGGUGGUUCGAACUGAAAAACGAAACGAAACUACAAAGGAUGAUGCAGAUGCUGGAAAAGCUCUUAAGGAACCCAAAGAGGACGUAGUUCCAAGGAAUGAAUUUGUCAAGGACGCCAUUCCAGAAGAAGUUCCAGAAGAUAAAGAUCCGAAAGGCAAUGUUGAUAAUGAUGCCGCAUAUGAAAAACCUCUAGAAAGUAAAAUAUCAGAGAGGAAUAUCGCUAUUAAUGCUGCAACCGAGAAACUAGCAGAAGACGAAUCAUCUAAGGAUGAUGAAGCCGCUGGAAAAGAACCAGAGGAAUCUUUAGAACCUGUAGAGGCUGAAACUCCAAAGGAUGAUUCCGAUCUUCAAAAAUUACACCAAGAAACUACAGAAAAUAGAACCACAAAGGAUGAUGCUGUUACUGAUACUGCACUCGAAAAUCCCCAGGAAAACGCAACUUCGGAGAGAGAAGUCGUUAACGAUGCUGUACAUGAGGAACCUGAAGUAGUUGAAACUGCGAAAGAUGAUGCUGCUACUGCCACUGCACCCGAGGAACCUGAAGUGGUAGAAGCUGCGAAAGAUGAUGCUGUUACUAAUACUGAACCUGAGGAACCUGAAGUAGUUGAAACUGCGAAAGAUGAUGCUGCUACUGCCACUGCACCCGAGGAACCUGAAGUGGUAGAAGCUGCGAAAGAUGAUGCUGUUACUGAUGCUGCACCUGAGGAACCUGUAGAACCUGAAGUAGUUGAAACCACAAAGGAUGAUGCUGUUACUGCCACUGCACCCGAAGAACCUGAAGUGGUAGAAACUGCGAAAGAUGAUGCUGUUACUAAUACUGCACCUGAGGAACCUGAAGUAGCCGAGGAACCUGAAGUGGUAGAAGCUGCGAAAGAUGAUGCUGUUACUGAUACUGCACCUGAGGAACCUGAAGUAGUUGAAACUGCGAAAGAUGAUGCUGCUACUGCCACUGCACCCGAGGAACCUGAAGUGGUAGAAGCUGCGAAAGAUGAUGCUGUUACUAAUACUGCACCUGAGGAACCUGUAGUGGAAGAAACUACGAAAGAUGAUGCUGUUACUGAUGCUACACCUGAGGAACCUGAAGUAGUUGAAACCACAAAGGAUGAUGCUGUUACUGCCACUGCACCCGAAGAACCUGAAGUGGUAGAAACUGCGAAAGAUGAUGCUGUUACUAAUACUGCACCUGAGGAACCUGAAGUAGCCGAGGAACCUGAAGUGGUAGAAGCUGCGAAAGAUGAUGCUGUUACUGAUACUGCACCUGAGGAACCUGUAGUGGAAGAAACUACGAAAGAUGAUGCUGUUACUGAUGCUGCACCUGAGGAACCUGUAGCACCCGAGGAACCUGAAGUAGUUGAAACUAUAAAGGAUGAUGUAGAUGUUGAAAAAGUAUCCCAAGAACCUACAGAAAAUGAAACCACAAAGGAUGAUGCUGUUACUGAUGCUACACCUGAGGAACCUGAAGUAGCUGAGGAACCUGUAGUGGAAGAAACUACGAAAGAUGAUGCUGUUACUGAUGCUGCACCUGAGGAACCUGAAGAAGUUGAAACCACAAAGGAUGAUGCUGUUACUGCCACUGCACCCGAAGAACCUGAAGAACCUGAAGUAGUUGAAACUGCGAAAGAUGAUGCUGCUACUGCCACUGCACCUGAGGAACCUGUAGUGGAAGAAACUACGAAAGAUGAUGCUGUUACUGAUGCUACACCUGAGGAACCUGAAGAAGUUGAAACUACAAAGGAUGAUGUAGAUGUUGAAAAAGUAUCCGAAGAACCUACAGAAAAUGAAACAACAAAGGAUGAUGUAGAUGUUGAAAAAGUAUCCGAAGAACCUACAGAAACCGAGGAACCUGAAGAAGUUGAAACCACAAAGGAUGAUGCUGUUACUGAUGCUGCACCCGAAGAACCUAAAGAAGAUGUAGUUUUGAAGAAUGACUCCAUUGAGAAUGCCACAUCAGAAGAAAUCGCAGAAAAUAGAGAUACAAAGGAGAAUGCUGAUAAUGAUACCGCAUAUGAAAAACCUCAAGAAACUGAAAUAUUUGAGAAAGAUAUCGCCAUAGAUGCUGCAACCGAGAAACAAGCAGAAGACGAAUCACCCAUGGAUAAUGCAGAUGCAGAAAAAGAAAACGAAGAACUUGCUGAAGAUAGAGAUUUGAAGGAGAAUAAUGACACUUGCGACGGGGAAUCAGUACCUGAGGAACCUUCAGAAGGUGAAACUACGGAGGACGAUGUCGUUACCGAUGUUGCACCCGAAGAAACCGGAGAGGUUGAAACUGUGAAGGACGAUGUCGUUACCGAUGUGGCACCCGAAGAAACCGGAGAGGUUGAAACCGUGAAGGACGAUGUCGUUACCGAUGUGGCACCCGAAGAAACCGGAGAGGUUGAAACUGUGAAGGACGAUGUCGUUACCGAUGUUGCACCCGAAGAAGCUGGAGAGGUUGAAACUGUGAAGGACGAUGUCGUUACCGAUGUGGCACCCGAAGAAACCGGAGAGGUUGAAACUGUGAAGGACGAUGUCGUUACCGAUGUGGCACCCGAAGAAACCGGAGAGGUUGAAACCGUGAAGGACGAUGUCGUUACCGAUGUGGCACCCGAAGAAACCGGAGAGGUUGAAACUGUGAAGGACGAUGUCGUUACCGAUGUUGCACCCGAAGAAACCGGAGAGGUUGAAACUGUGAAGGACGAUGUCGUUACCGAUGUGGCACCCGAAGAAACCGGAGAGGUUGAAACUGUGAAGGACGAUGUCGUUACCGAUGUGGCACCCGAAGAAGCUGGAGAGGUUGAAACUGUGAAGGACGAUGUCGUUACCGAUGUGGCACCCGAAGAAACCGGAGAGGUUGAAACUGUGAAGGACGAUGUCGUUACCGAUGUGGCACCCGAAGAAGCUGGAGAGGUUGAAACUGUGAAGGACGAUGUCGUUACCGAUGUUGCACCCGAAGAAACCGGAGAGGUUGAAACUGUGAAGGACGAUGUCGUUACCGAUGUGGCACCCGAAGAAACCGGAGAGGUUGAAACCGUGAAGGACGAUGUCGUUACCGAUGUGGCACCCGAAGAAACCGGAGAGGUUGAAACUGUGAAGGACGAUGUCGUUACCGAAAUGAACCUCGAAGACAUUGUAGAAGACAAGAAUGUAGCAGAGGAAAAUGUUGCUGAAGCCGCCAGCGAUCAGCCUACAGAGGGCGAAGCCAUCAAGGAGAAUAUUGAAGUGGUGGAAGAUAAUCAGGUUGAAGGUCACGUGGAUGGGAUGGAUGAAAUGGCACCAAAAGAUGCAAUUGCGUUUGUUGAACAGAUAGAAAAGAACCUCCUUGAAAGGGAUGGUGGAUCUAUGGAGGCUGGAGCAAUCGAUGUCGAGCAGUAUUUAUUACCAGAAUCAUCAUCUGAGGAAUAUUUGACUAAGAUUCCUUCGUCAGAAGAUACUGAAAACGUUAAAUUGUUUGGGAACGAAAUACCUGGAGAAGAAACUUCCAUUAAUCAAUCCAUCAAUCAUGAACAAGUUGUUAAUGGCAAUACGCCCAGAGGACUUUCCUCAGGAGAAUCAGCUAAUUUUAGAGAUGCUCUUUAUUACAAACCUGCGAUGAAUGUUCAGCAAGGUUUCGGUAUUCCGAUUAAAUAUCGUUUCCCAACUGCUGAAAUUCCCUAUGUUAUGAAGCCUCAAGAACAGAGCAACCUACAAGCUGAUGAUCCAAGUAACGACAAUGAAGUAAAAAUAGAGAGAAAUUUUGCAUCGCAAGUACCAGACGAUAGCCCAGAGAUUGUAAAGAAUGAUAAUAAAGUUCCAAUGAAUGAAAAUGGAGGUCAUCGCUCGACUAAAAACUCUCGAUCUAGUCGUCAUGAUUCUAUAACUAGUUCAAAACAAACAAUGCGUGAGGAAGAUCCUUCGACUUUACCCUCUUCCCCAAGAAAUAGGAAUUUAGUUCAAAGUGAUAACGAGACGAAUAGAGCUUCACAAACGAGAAAUAAUCGAAUUCAACGAACAAUUGAGGAGCAGGCAGCACACGAAAGGCGGAAAGCUGCUCGACGCGCUGCGAGGGCCGAAGACUUUCAAGCGAGCUCACUGCCAAAGUCUAGGAAUCACGCUAGAAGUACCGAUCUAGGAGUUGAUGAGAAAUUUACGUCACAUGAAACUGCUGCAUUGAAGGCUUCCCGCUCUUUACGACAUAGAGAUGAGUCAGCCAAGAAACCAAAGCUUUUAGGUCUUAAUGGUGAAUCGAUAGUAAAGAUUCCUUUUGUAGCUGACGAAAAACCCCAUAUUAAAGAAAAAACUAUCAUGCUUCCAUCAGCCAAGAUUACGUCUACCUUAGAUAGAUCAAAACAUUUAAUUGAUGGCGAACGUGAACAACUUUUAUUUUCGGAUAGGAGCGCUAGAGCCAAGGAACAUUCCAUUUCGCAAAACUUUAUCGAAAAAGAUAUGGAUAAACUUUCCAAGAACUACAUGUUCAGCAGGAAUAAGGAAGCACCUACACACCAUUCUCCCACUAAAGAUAAAGAUAAGUCUUCCUCGCAUCGCCCCAACGAAAAGGACAAAGAUAGAGUAUCACAUCGUCCGCUUGGAAAAGAUAAGGAGGAAACUUUGCAUCACAAUCUCGAGAGAAACAAGGACAAGUCUUCCUCGCAUCGGUCACAUGGAAAAGAUAAAGAUAGAACUUCCUCGCAUCGCUCCAAAGAAAAAGACAAAGAUAGAGUAUCGCAUCGUCCACACGGAAAGGAUAAGGAGGAAUCUCUGCAUCACUCUCAUAGAAAUGAUCCGGAAAGAUCUUUACAUCGUUCUCUUGAAAAGGAUAAAGAUAAGUCUUCCUCGCAUCGCUCAAACGAAAAGGACAAAGACAGAGUAUCACAUCGUCCACUUGAAAAGGAUAAAGAGGAAUCUUCGCAUCACACUCUCGAGAGAAACAAGGACAGGUCUUCCUCACACCGCUCACAUGGAAAGGACAAAGAAAGAACUUCUCAUCAUCUGCAUGGAAAAAAUAAAGAGGAUUCGCAUCACGCCCUCGAAAAAGAUAAGGAUAGAUCUUCUUCUCAUCGCUCACAUGGAAAGGACAAAGAGGAAUCUUCACAUCAUACUCCCGAAAAAAAUAAAGAUAAAUCUUCCUCACAUCGUUCUCAUACAAAAGAUAAAGAUAGAUCUUCUUCUCAUCGCUCACAUGGAAAGGACAAAGAGGAAUCUUCGCAUCACACUCUCGAAAAAGAUAAAGAAAUAUCUACUUCAAUUCGCUCGAGCGAAAAAGAGAAGGAUAAAUCCUUGAAUAGUACUCGGGAAAAGGAUAAUGAUGUAACUUCUUUUGAUCGUUCAAACGAAAAAGAAAGAGAUAGAACUUCUCAUCGAUCACAUGGAAAAGAUAAGGAAAGAUCUCACUCAUAUCGCUCGCAUGGCAGGGACAAGGAUAAAUCUUCCGAAAAUCGCUCAGAUGGAAAAGAUAAGGAAAUACCUUCUCUACGCUCUACAGGAAAAGACGAUGUGAAAACUUUGAAAAAUUCUAUUGAAAAAGAUAAAGAGAGAUUUUCCUCUCAUCGUUCAUCUACAAAAGACAGAGAAAAACAAAGAUUGCACCGCUCACAGACAAGGCACAACGAAAAAUCGAAAAACCGACAUCGUAGUAGAGAAAAGGAAACAAAAGAGUCCUUCAGGCUGGAGGAAGAGAAAGAGGCCCAGAGAGCUCGAAGAGAUACAGAAACUAAAAUGGCCGCUGCUAGAGAGGCAGUUGCGGCAGAAUCCAGACGUCGACGUGAGAAAGAGUCAGAAGAUAGGAGAAUUAGGCGCGAAGAACGACGAAAGAGAUUAGAUGAAGAUGAAGAAGAAAUAAAAGUAAAGCAUUUAAAGACAAGACGAUCGAUAACCGAUGAUAAGACAUCUGAUACUCAAUAUCUGAAGACACGAGAGAGUGAUAAACCUCACCGCCAGAGAUCAAAGAAGGAAAAGUUGCCUGAAAAAUCAAAGGGUCCACUAAGCAGUCUCUGGUCAUCGGCCAAAAAAGUAUUUGGUUGA
This is a messenger RNA of Blumeria graminis f. sp. triticale, 7263 nucleotides long. NCBI's taxonomy places the organism in Eukaryota, Fungi, Ascomycota, Leotiomycetes, Helotiales, Erysiphaceae. The record is from the annotation of a GenBank genome assembly.